Messenger RNA from Phaeodactylum tricornutum CCAP 1055/1, 1694 nucleotides. RefSeq lists its product with no specific name. The transcript has a single exon. The record is from RefSeq and is a predicted model, not a curated record. The coding region runs from base 126 to 1694 and encodes 522 amino acids. NCBI's taxonomy places the organism in Eukaryota, Bacillariophyta, Bacillariophyceae, Surirellales, Neidiaceae.
CAACAUCGGUCACGAUCCAAAAUCACACACGAGAUCCGUCAAACCCGCACUCAUGAAUUCACGAAAGUUUCCUCGCUCUGCAAAACGGACCACAAUCAUUCACUGUCGAUCAAGCGCUGCUUUCAAUGAAAACACCAAAGAGACACAAAUUUUCUACCAUGUUCUCCUAUCGCUCUUCGUUUUCCAAAUCGACGGAUCCUCCUGUGACUAAGACAAAGGAUCUCCUUCAGCCCGCAACGAGUCAAGGCACCAUGGUCUCCGUCGAAGACUCCGACACCCGCAUCGCGGAUCACAAGCUUUCCUACGAUAAUGAGGAACAAGAUUUGUUCGAAAUCCUCCCUCGUGAAACUACCGUCGUCCACGACGAUGAGUACGACGACAAUUCCGUUCCGUCACUCGCUCCCCGUGACCUUACCGACUCAAUCCUGGACGAUGUUCCGACUCUUCGUAGCUCUGUUGGUCUGACCAGUCCGCCUCGAUUCGAUCAUUCGCCCGUUGUCGUAGAACCGCUUCCAGACAAGGUUGCUAUCAUCGAGGAGGAAAAAGAAGACCCCAUGCCUCCUCCGCUAGAGCAACAGGAGCCGUUGGAAGACCAAAAUUUGUUGGUCACAUCAACAUCCGACUUGGAACCUUUGCUGGUGCAGCUAGACGACGCCCAAAAGGUCUCCAUCAACGAAAGGGUUCACCAGAGAACUCUGACAGAGGACGAUGUUCUUCUCGACCCUUGCCCUCGUGCAAGUGCUUUACAGCUAGUGGGACGGACAUUCUUUGCUUUUAUUUUUGUUGUCUCUUUGGCACUGCCCUUGUCAAGGAUCGGAUCCGGGGCGACGCUAUCGCUGCCAAAUUUACCUACCUAUUACGACACACACCCAAUGCCCGCCAAACAUCCGGCGGAGCAGUCCACUCCGACGCCAUCACCGAUACAAUAUUCAACGGAUAUGCAGUCUACGAUCAAUAAUAACCAGCCCGUGGCGAAAGGGGGGGGCAUCCACUCCGUGAAACCUCCCCUAUCGAGUCUGGUAUCAGUUGCUUACGGCGCCACUUCCUUUCCGGAGGACAAAAUUUUUGCGGCGACGUUGGAUCUCGCUCGGCAAGCCACAGGCAAGGGAUGGUGGCUCGCAUUUUCUCCCUUCUCUUCGCUAGCGUGGGAAGAGAAGCAAACUUUGGGCUGGUGGACGACGAUGAGGCUAUCGAUGCAAGUGCUGCUGGUCCUAGGGUUGAUCACGAUGGCUUUAGCGGGGCGUGGACGGCGCUUCGCUCCGCCUACAUUGCUAUCAGUAAGCCAGCUUGUCAAAGUCAAGAAAGUGCCUACACUUCACAAAGAAGAGAACGACUUUUCGGACUACCGUGUACUCUACCAAUUUCAAUUGGAUUUUGAAAAGGUCAAAACCGACGUUGGACGACGUUCGAAAAACUUGACCUUAUUGCUUGAUGAGUUUGGUAUCGAUGGUGACGCAUAUGCAACUUUGACGAUAGAAGAAAUACGGUCUAUUCUCCCCUAUUUGCCAGGCCACGCUAUCGUCUCGGCCAGCAAGACCGUGCUUGUCGAAGGCUUGCUGAACCGCUACUCCUUCACACUAUCGCGCUUUACUAAGAACCAACUCGUUGGUCUCUUGCACUUGAAACAUCAGGACGUGCCCAGUCGCUUUACGAAGGCGGAACUGGUUCACAUGGCGUUGCAAGCGGGCUUUUGA